CUCUCUCUCGUAAUAUUACAGACAAAUUGUUGUCUACCGAUUCAAGGAAUAAAUAUAUAUCUUCCUUCUCUUGUGAACCUCCAUAAAUACUCUCUCUUGCUUUCUUUCUGCACCGUGUUGUUGAUUCAUUCAUCCUCAAGAAGAAGCUUUAUUCCACUGCACGAUCAUGGGAUAUCAGAAGCCAGCUUGGUUGGAAGCUCUCUAUACACAGAAGUUCUUUGUGGGAUGUUCAUAUCAUGAAAACUCAAAGAAGAAUGAGAAGAACAUUUGCUGUUUGGAUUGCUGCACCAGCAUUUGCCCUCACUGUUUGCCUUCUCAUCGCUUUCACAGGCUUCUUCAAGUUCGUCGUUAUGUUUAUCAUGACGUUGUCAGAUUGGAAGAUCUUCAGAAACUCAUUGAUUGCUCCAAUGUUCAGGCCUACACCAUCAAUAGUGCUAAGGUGGUGUUCAUCAAGAAAAGACCUCAAAACAGGCAAUUCAAGGGCUCAGGAAAUUACUGCACUUCCUGUGAUAGAAGCCUCCAAGAACCUUUCAUUCAUUGUUCUCUGGGUUGUAAGGUGGAUUUUGUGCUGAAACAUUACAAGGAUCUGUCACCAUACUUGAGGACGUGUAACUCGUUACAGCUGAGUCCAGAUUUUCUGAUGCCACAAGAAUUGUCUUGGAUGGGAGGGGACGAGGACAUGAUGACGAACGAGACUGCGCGUUCGAGCAUCGUGGACGGCGAUGAGCCGAUGAUGAGCUCGUGCACGUCCGCGUCGUCUGGUUCAGACAACAACAACGCCGUGAGCGCCAUGGCCUGCACUGAGAUCGUGAGGAAGAAGAGAAGUGGCUGGAACGUGUGUGCGAGGCUCAUGGCGGCUAAUAAUAAGGUUUCAGACGAAGACAUGGCUACAAGCUUCAGUAGAAGAAAAGGCGUCCCCCAUAGAUCUCCUCUCUGUUAGAUAAUCCAUCAUCCAGAAACCUCCAAAGAAAAAAAAAAAAAAAAGAAGAAAAAGAACGAAAGAGAAAAGCCAGAAGAAAACCCUACUACUGCUACUACCUAUAAUUUUUUUUCCUUUUUUUUAACCCCUUCAAAAUUAUGAUAUUUUGACUGAAUUAUUCAAAGUUCUUUCUCUCUCUUCAAUGGUUCUCUCUCGAAAUUGAAGUUUUUGGGUUUAAUUAACUAAUCACUUGGUCGGGGGUUUUGUCUUAAAAGCUUCACGUGAUUCCCAAUUCCCAGUUAUGGUCUGUACAAUUUUCUAAUGCCCCUCUUCUUUUUUAUUUUUGUUUCUCUUUUUUUGGGGGAAAAAGUUAGUAAGACUGUACUAGACGAUGAUGAUCAUUAUUAUAAUAAAUUAAUAAUAGUUGUUAAUUAAA
Messenger RNA from Prosopis cineraria, 1355 nucleotides. RefSeq names its product protein RGF1 INDUCIBLE TRANSCRIPTION FACTOR 1. The record is from RefSeq and is a predicted model, not a curated record. The transcript has 4 exons. NCBI's taxonomy places the organism in Eukaryota, Viridiplantae, Streptophyta, Magnoliopsida, Fabales, Fabaceae. The coding region runs from base 167 to 940 and encodes 257 amino acids.